AUGCCAGCUAUACGUGGUGGUGGUGGUAGAAGUAGUAGAGCAUCUACUUCGACAACCACUACAGCUACAGCUACAGCUACAGCUGCUACUACUAGUUCGAAUAAAAAAUCAACGGCAGCUUCUACUCGACACAGACAAGCCGAAGUCGAGGAAGACGAAGCAUACGAUAAUAACUAUCACGACCCCCACUCGGACGACGGGGGCGAGGUAUCUAUAGAUCCAAGUUUGAACGAUAUGAACAGUGUGAUGGCGGCGGCAGCAGUGUCCGCCGUUGGACCAGGAGGAGGCGGAGGAGGAGGCAGUAUGGGUGCUGGACCCAGUCUGAUGGGCCCAGGUCCAGGUCCACCUGGAAUGAUGAGUGCAAGUGGUGGUAUCGGUAUGGGAAUGAUGCCAUCUGGAUCUGGAAUGUUGGAAGAUGGGGAUAACAGGACGAGGAAUGCAAAAGCCCAAAGGCGGCAUAGGGAAAAGAGAAAAGCUCAUCUCAAAGCACUCGAAGAAUCUGUGCAGCUCCUCACACUUCAAUUGGAAGAUGCUCGGAGACAACUCAGUCAAUCAGCCUAUUACACUUCACAACGUGGAUCUCAAUCUGGAGGCCCGCUUUCACCUCAGUCCAAUAAAGACUUUGCGACCCUUCAAGCUGAAAACGCAUACCUCCGAGAUGAAAAUUCAGAUCUCAGACGGCAGCUUUACUCUUUACGGAUGCCGAGUUACCCAUCGACAUCUGAAGGAGGUCCAAAGGACGGAGCAAACAAUGGCAAUGGUGUGGGUGGGGGUCCCAGCGGUGCAGGCAUGGGUGGUGGACCUGGAGGGAACACUGGAUCCACAUCAUGGGAUGUCAAACCGGAUGAAAGCGGUCAAUUCGGUGUGUACCAGCAAGGUGGUGGUAAUGCAUCACCAAGGAGAAGUGGAGAAGCGUCCGCGCCAUCGACAGCUGAAGGUGGACCCAGUUCCGCGUCAUCGAGUAAUGGCAAUGGAAAUUAUCAACCCAUGGAGCAUUUCACACCCAUGCAUCAAAGGACGAGGAGUAGAAAUAUGUCUACGGAUUCGCCCGGCAAUCCCAACGCCUCACCGUAUCUGAAUCAAGAGGGUCGUUCUGUCGAUCCGAGGUAUUCCUCAGGCUCCGGUAUGAGGAAUUACGAUCCACCUACACCCGUCUUCAACGCUCAGGCUUCCCACUCGACACCACGGUACGAAGUCCAUCAUUACACACCAAGACAGAGUGAAGAUUCCAUCUCAUGGCCUCCAGAGUCUGGCCCUCCACCGUUCUCUGGGUACCCAUUGAAUUUCGAAAACAGCAAUAAUGAAGAUUGGAGGCAUCAAGAUUGA
This is a messenger RNA of Kockovaella imperatae, 1326 nucleotides long. RefSeq lists its product as hypothetical. The transcript has 5 exons. The coding region runs from base 1 to 1326 and encodes 441 amino acids. The record is from RefSeq and is a predicted model, not a curated record. Gene Ontology annotation, molecular function: DNA-binding transcription factor activity. Lineage: Eukaryota; Fungi; Basidiomycota; Tremellomycetes; Tremellales; Cuniculitremaceae. Gene Ontology annotation, biological process: regulation of DNA-templated transcription.